AUGGUAGUACGCCUCUCUGACGCUCGACACUUGCAGUGGAAUCUCGAAGACCCGGAACGACGUACGCUACUCCGACAGCUCCUCGUCAUCCCUCAAGAACCGCAAACAUCCGAGUUCGUAUUCACGUACCAUGCUGAUGGGGUGUCCAUAGCUGUCGAUGGAAUUGGAUCAUCAUGUUGCAUUUGCAUCCCUCCCGGGCUUCUAUUAAUCCCUCCAGACACAGUCGACGACUCGCCCUAUAGCUACUUCAGCAAAUCGAUAAACUGUAUACUACGACCUCAACACCCCAUACCGGCAACUGGCGACCUCGUUGAAUACUUCGAUUUCGACCGUCCGUUGGGUACGAAGGAGGUCAUCGGCAAACACCAUCUCGGGCCUUCUUACCGAGAGCACUGUACCUGGGAAGCCCUGUUGCUUGGUGGGUGCUUCUUGCUUCCGUAUGGUCGUUGGGCCAGCGUUGCUGACAUUGAGGCCGUUUCUCAGCGCGUAUCGCUCUUGGAAGUCGCCAUCCCUACUCGGCAAACACAUUUACGAACGUCCGCAGCUUCCUUCCAGCAGCAUGCACUGGUCAAUCGAAUGGCCCUCCACGUCCGCUUCCUCGAUCCAAUUCAACUUCAAAUUGGACCUGGCUCCUUGCUCGCCUACCCCGCCCAGGCAUUCCUACGAAUCUCUUCAAGGAUGUACCAUGCUGUCGAGGACUACCCUACAGCCUAA
Coprinopsis cinerea okayama7#130 is the source of this 714-nucleotide messenger RNA. RefSeq lists its product as hypothetical. Lineage: Eukaryota; Fungi; Basidiomycota; Agaricomycetes; Agaricales; Psathyrellaceae. The transcript has 2 exons. The record is from RefSeq and is a predicted model, not a curated record. Bases 1 to 714 code for a protein of 237 amino acids.